Molecule: messenger RNA, 5793 nt
Organism: Seminavis robusta
Lineage: Eukaryota; Bacillariophyta; Bacillariophyceae; Naviculales; Naviculaceae
Source: the annotation of a GenBank genome assembly
AUGGCAAGCCACGGCCCCGUGGAUGGGAGCGACAGUCCCACCAACAACCUGUUGGUGUGGGAUGACAUUCAAGUGAAGAUCCAGUCCCUGACGAGUCCUGUUUCGACGCACCGGUUGAGCUUCGUGGAUUUGCAAGGCGAAAAAGGCGACCCUUCCUUGACUCAGUUGCAACACGCCAUUCUCAAUCUGUAUAAUGCUAGCGCUACUACCAGUGCUGCUAGUAACAGUGCUGCUGCAGACUCACACUCCCCAAGUCUACUCGACCUCAAAUGCAACCUGUCGCUCAGCUACCUCGAUGCCCAGGGAGAUCUAGUCCCGCUCACGAGUCAGGAUGAAUGGGCGCACGCCAUCCAGCAGAGGAAACAAGCCAGCGAAGAUGCGCACUCGGCUCCCAGGAAUAACACGCUCUUGGUCUUUGCACAAGUCCUCCAGCUGCAACCACCGCCACUACCAAUCCCGGUAGAACCAUACGAUGGCAAUGGCAAUGGCAAUGGCAAUAGUCACUUGGAGGAGAGACUAGCUCACAUUGAAAAGCUACUUACGCAAAAUGUCAUGGCAAAUCAGCAGAAUGAUGAAGUCGGGUCUCCCGCCGCGCGUUGCAAGGACUACAGGUCGCUCGUCAAGGAACAGCAAGCCAAAAUUCAAUCAAGACUCAACAAAGUCAAGACCAUGAAUGCUGGCAUUGUCAGCAGUAAUCCAGCCACUCCCAAUCGAAGAUCAUCCACUCCUCCAGAUAUCAACCGAGUCACAAGCACUGCUCCAACCCUGGUGGGGGCGCCCAUCACGGUACUGCCAGCCGCGGACAGUGACACACUCCAAGAGUUCCUCCAGAAACUCAUUCGCGAACGACAGGAAGGAAUGCAGCAGCUUAUGGAUGCGAGAUCCAAUGACAUGAAGGCAUGGGCACAAGCACAGCAAGACUUUAGAGCAACCAUACAGCAAGCCAUGACCGAGUUCGAAGCCAAAAUUGAUUCCAAAUUGGACGAAAAGCUCAGCGAACACAAGGUACAGUUCCAGCGAAAUGUUAGACAAUUCGAACAAAUCACUUCCGAGGCCAUUGCAAGGUCCGAAGCCUCGUCGUCUUCGGUCGUAUCACCACCCGUCGCGGGAGACAGGCAACGCUCAAGAUCCCGUGUAAGAUCCCGUGGACGAUCGCCCGGAGUUGUCGGAUCAGUGAAUAUUAGUACCAACACGUCGGGGGUGUCGGGAUCCAUUGAGCACAAGCUGGAUAACAUGCACGAACGACUCGAUGGAAUCGAAAAGCAUAUCUUGCGUCAGCCGGAACGUCAAGCAGUUGCCCAACAAUCAGCAUCGAAAACAGCAGCAGACACGUCGUCCUCCGUCUCCACAGAAGCCAUUGCAGCCGCGGUUCAGCAACAAUUGGGAACAUUCAAAUCACAGUUGGACAAUCUCAUCCAAAUUCGAAUGAAUAUCGUGGAACAAAGGAUUCAGCAGGCUACAGGAUCAGGGGCCCAAAACGGCGGCAGCGUUGACGAGACUCCCACCAAGGAAGAUAUGGUCGCCAUGAAGCAGCAAAUUGAAAACACCAUCCAGAUACGCUUGAAUAUUCUGGAGCAACGAAUCAUGGCCAACAGUAAGAAUGGAAACGCCUCGUCAUCUGCUGGUAUUGACCUCCAGGAACAACUAGCCGGCUUCAAGAAUCAGAUCGAAAACACCAUCCAGAUACGCUUGAAUAUUUUGGAACAACGAAUCAUGGCCAACAGCAACAGCAAUGUCUCCUCUUCUGGUGACGCCAAUCUCCAGGAACAGCUAGCCGGAUUCAAGAAACAGAUUGACAACCUCAUCCAAGUGCGAAUGAACAUUUUGGAGCAACGAAUCCAGAAAUCCUCUUCCGUAGCAGUUGGCGGCGACAACAACAACAAUCGACGAAUCGAAGGGCAACUUGAGACCUUCAAAAAUCAAAUCAAGAAUCUUCUGUUGAAGCGAUUGAACACUAUGGAACGCAGGAUGGAUAUAGUGGCGUCCAAAAUUGCGGUCAACGACUUCGUCCACAGCAGUACUGCUUCUUCUUCUUCCGGCGAUACGGCCACUUCCAUCUCCAAAGAAGCACAAGAAGACCUCCUCGAAAGCUUCAAACAAAAGGUCGACAAUGUGAUUCAGAUUCGAAUGAAUAUCCUAGAACAAAAGCUCCAGCAAAGUGCUUCCACCUCCCGCUCCGUCUCCGCUUCUCCAACUGAAACAACUCCUCCUCCCGAUCUCCAGGAACAGCUCGAGCAAUUCAAGAACCAAAUCAAGAACUUGCUCUUGAUUCGAAUGAACAUGAUCGACAAGAGGUUGGAGGUUGUCGCCUCCAAAAUCACCAUGAAUGACAUGUCUGGCUCCAUGUCUGGCUCGUUUCGUCAUGACGCUGCCCCUCCAAUCGAUCUGCACGGGCAGCUAGAGACCUUCAAGAACCAAAUCAAAAACCUUCUCUUGAUUCGAAUGAACAUGGUCGACAAGAGGUUGGAUGUUGUCGCUUCCAAACUCGCCAUGAAUGACAUGUCUGGGUCGGCUCGUGAAGCCGUCCCACCAAUCGAUCUACAGGAACAGCUAGAAAGCUUCAAGAAUCAAAUCAAAAACUUGCUCUUGAUUCGAAUGAACGUCGUUGAUAAGAGGUUGGACAUUGUCGCUUCAAAAAUUGCCAUUAACGAUUUCAGCCACAGCCUCGCUUCGGCUGCCAACUUAUCCAAAGAAGCACAAGAAGAAGUAGUCGAAGCAUUGAUGCAGAGACUCAGCGCUUUCAUUACUGCGAACGAUUCUGAGUCCGCCAACAGUUUCCAAUCGCAGUUGAACUCUCUUGGGACGCAACUAAACAACACCAUUCAAGUCCGAAUGAACAUUCUGGAGCAACGCAUCAUGCAGAUGAGCACUGUGGAAAGCAGCAGCAGAGCAGUGGCUUCAACGCCCCCCUCCACCUCCAACUCCGCUGCGUUGGUUGCUUCUUCCGAGCUGAACAGUAAGCUUGAUGCCUUCAAACAGCAGAUUGAUGGCUUGAUUCAAGUGCGGAUGAAUAUGAUUGAGCAACGAAUGUCUUCCUUGCGGGAUUCUAGUCCUGAUGUUGAUGGCAAGCUUGAUGCCUUCAAGCGGCAGAUUGAUGGAUUGAUCCAGGUCAGAAUGAACAUGAUUGAGCAACGAAUGUCCUCUUUGGUUGGUUCAGACCCAGGUGUUGAUGGCAAUGUUGAUGGCAAGCUCGAUGCAUUCAAACAGCAGAUUGAUGCCUUGAUCCAAGUGCGGAUGAACAUGAUGGAGCAAAGAAUGUCUUCUUUAGUGCGUUCGUCCCCUGAUGUUGAUAGCAAGCUUGACGCCUUCAAACAGCAGCUUGAUGGCUUGAUCCAGAUCAGGAUGAAUAUGAUUGAACAAAGAUUUGGUUCCAUGUUGAAAUCCAGUACAUCGGUGCCUUCAACUGCUCAAGUUGCCACGUCAGCAAGGUUUGAUCUGGAUCAAAAACUUGACACAUUCAAGCAGCAGAUUGAUGGUUUGAUUCAGGUUCGAAUGAACCUUAUCGAGCAACGAAUGACGUCGUUUGCCGGAAACAGCCGGGCAUUGCCUUCCUCGAUGGCUGCAGUCGCUACUCCCUUGUCCAUUGAUUUGCAGGAUCAGCUGCAGUUGUUCAAGGCUCAGCUCGAUUCAUUGAUUCAAGUUCGAAUGAAUCUCAUGGAGCAACGAUUGCUGGUGUCGCGCUCCUCUUCCUCCUCAAACGGGGCUUCAGAUCUGCAGGAACAACUGCAAGGCGUGACUCAAAAAUUAGACAACGUCUUGCAGAUUCGAAUGAAUCUCAUGGAACAGCGGUUGCAGAGCCUGAUGGUACAGUCGUCGCAAGUCAAGCCCGACACCAUCAACAACAACAAUUUGCAGGACCAGUUGGAUGGCCUGAAGAGACAAAUGGACAAUCUUAUUCAAAUUCGAAUGAACAUAUUGGAACAGAAGAUGCAGGUGCUCGUCCGCCCACCCACAAACAAUGCUCCUUCAGCCAAUCCGGAAACAUCUAUCUCUCGAUCGGUUGCUCCUUCCGCUUCCACCAAUGGCAGCAAUCUCCCCGAAAUGACGCGAACGGUGACUGCAAUAGUAAAACAGCUCAUGGAAACCUUCCUUCAGAAGCUCCAAAAUUUGGAUGCCAAGUUGACUAAGGCAGUCAUUUUGUCGCAAGAGAAGAUUCAAGCCAGCCAAAACAAGGCAUUCCAUGAACUUGCCUUGAAUGUUGCCAAGACGGUCCAAGCAUCUCAAACAACAAUAAUGAACAACGAGAAACAGUAUGCAUCUGCUUUGCGCCAGACAGUGGUUCGAUUACACAACGAGACCCGGACGCAUACCGUCACGACAGUGUCGUCCUCGAGAUCGGCAAAUGUCGGUGUCAGCAAGGAGCGUGCGGUAAUGGUGAAGAGCAGCAACCGCGGCAUCUCGCCUCCUCCACCAGAAGGAAUAAGCGCCAAUUCAUGGGACGCCAUCAAGGACGUGAUCUUGUCUUCGCAUGAGGAACUGCGCAAUAAUCAAGAACGAUCCAUGCUCGAGCACAAAAACUACCUGGUGGAGUGUAUCGAGCUUGCUCAACACGCAAUUCUUUCCAAACUUACCAGCAAUACCGUGUCCGAGAGUGCCCUGGAUGAGUCCAUCUCCGAAAUGGAACAGAGGCUUUCGACGCUUGUAGAGCAGAUCCAAGCGCAGGCGACAGCAGCUGUCUUGGAUCGCAUGGAUCAGCAAGCACAGCUGAAUGCCAAGAAUCGCUGGCGCCGAUCGACAUCUUCUGACGACUUGGAAGGUGCUGGAGGCACAGCAGGUACUGAUGGCUCACUUGCCGGGUCGCCAACGUCACUCCCCAACAAUGCUGGCGCCGUGACUGGAAGUACCGGUGGUCCAGGUUCGGUCGAAGGCAGCGCUGGGGUUGCGUCUGGUCUUACGGCAGGAGAAUUCGAGGAUAUCCUUCUUACUACAGUAGAAAAAUUGGAAGCGGCGAUGGAAGCCAACUGCGAGCAGAUCCAAGCCCAAGCGACAGCUGUCAUGCUGGACAAGGUGGAAAGCUCGCAGACAGUUCUAGCUUCGAGGAUGGAAGGAAGUCAGACUAUUGUUCUUGACAAAGUAGCUCACGUCGAAAGUUUUGUCUCGGGCAAGAUGGACUCCGUGUUGGCGGCUGUCCAAGCUGUCGACCGAGCUGAGUUGAGCGAAGGAAUGGCUUCCAGCAAAAUCGAUUCCGCUCUGGCGCUUGUCCAAGGGUUGGAGUCACGAAUGGAUGAGCAACAGAAGCAAGUACUGGAAGCUCUUCAGGAGCACCAACAAAAAGCACAAAUUGUACAGCAUCAGGGCACGACAUCCUCGGCUGCGAGCCGCCAUGCCCGCGGUGUUGCUUCGCGAGGCAUGGACAGUUCUGCGUACAGUCAUGUUGGGGGCGGUCGGUACGACAGGUAUGGUGAGAGCAAGUACAACGAAGAUUUUCACGACAGUCGUUCCCAUCAGUCGUAUCGAGGUGGAGGUGGUCGGCGUCCUCAUCAAAACCAUUCUGCACCCGAGGCUGUGGCUUACAAUCGCUUCCUGGAGAUGGAGACGAGAGCGCAACAACUGGAGCAUGCGUACGAGUGCAUUCGGUCGAACCGCCCUCCCGUGGAAUCAGUCUCGGCAGUCUCAGCAGUCUCAGCGUCUCCAGCCGGGGCAAACUGGGACGAGAAAGAAGAGCAACCCUCGGAUGCUGUCUACGACACCACAUCAGCAAUUCUGAAGAGGACAAGUGCAGCCACCGCUUGGUUGAGGUCGAAUCCAAGCAGUGUGUUUGACGACAACGGCACAAAUUCCGAUGGCGAUUAG